AUGAAUUUCGAGGUAAAGCCGGAAUAUGGUUCCUACAUGCUUGAACUAACACCAACCUUCCCCUAUAACCAGUAUGCCUGUAGUCUUAACGGCAUUGAGAGCAACAUGAAAAACAGACGUAUAUCAAUUUCCGAGUAUCUCAAGCCAAAUGAGCAUCUCCUUAUGAUUCCUCAUUUUCCUCUGCUCGGAGAGGGGGAUUUUGCUGCUGUAAUGGGUCCGCUGCAUGGAGCGGACGCAGAUUCUGACUAUGUCCCAGAUACCAUAAUCAGUCCGUUUACUCGUUUUUCUGCUCUCACCCGCAAUAUCCGAAAACGUCGCGGAUCCAAGGUCAAUAUCGAGGUCCCCACGUUUAUGGACGAGAACACGACGAUUCCUCCCACGAUCCACAUGGACGCCAUGGGUUUUGGCAUGGGAAGCUGCUGUCUCCAAGUCACAUUCCAAGCCGAAAACAUCGAGGAAAGUCGGAUUCUCUACGACCAGUUAGUUGUAAUCGCUCCCUAUGUCAUGGCGCUGACCGCUUACUCGCCCAUUUAUCGAGGCCGUUUGGCUGACAUCGAUACGCGCUGGACCGUCAUCAGUCAGUCUGUGGACGAUCGAACCGAGGCAGAACGGAAUGGACCCGAUCGAAUCAUGAAGAGUCGCUAUGACAGCGUGGAUAUGUUCAUCAAUCCGGACAGUUCCUAUGCCAAAUAUAACGAUCUGGAUGUCCGCAUCGACCAAGAAUCGUACGAUGUGCUGCGCGCGAACGGAAUCGAUGACAUGCUCGCGAAGCACAUCGCUCACUUGUUCAUUCGCGACGCCCUCGUCACCUAUGACGACUAUGCGUCGUACAGCGACACCGAGACAUCCGAGCACUUCGAAAACAUCCAGUCCUCGAACUGGCAGAGCGUUCGCUGGAAACCUCCCACCAUCGGAGGCUCUGUCGAGGCGUGGCGAGUCGAGCUCCGAACCAUGGAAGUCAUGCUCACCGAGUUUGAGAAUGCCGCGUUCACCGUGUUUGCCGGGCUUCUCUGCCGCGCCAUUCUCUUCUACAACCUCGAGCUUUACAUCCCCAUGUCCAAAGUGGACGAGAACAUGAAGCGUGCGGAGAAGCGGAACGCGAUCCUCGAGCAGAAGUUCUGGUUCACCAACUGUGGCGUGCCGAACACGAGUCGCCAAGCGGCCUUUCCGUGCGUCUGCUGCGAUUGUCCGGUGCAUUACAGCGAGUACUCCAUCCUCGAGAUUCUGGAUGGGAACAAACACUUCCCAGGAUUCAUCCCGCUGAUUCGGAGCUACCUGGAGGUGAUCAAUUGCUCGCCCUCCACGCGAAAGACCGUGAGCAAGUACCUCGACUUCAUUCACAAACGCGCUACGGGAGAGAUUCUUACGGGCGCGGCGUGGAUGCGGAAGUUCAUUAUGAGCCAUCCGAGCUACAAGCAUGACAGCAUCGUGCCUCAGGACAUCAUCUACGAUAUGCUGGAUCGCCUGGUGAAGGUAGCAAUCCCGGCGCGGCCUCAUUUGCUCUAG
Blastocystis hominis is the source of this 1506-nucleotide messenger RNA. RefSeq lists its product as hypothetical. Gene Ontology annotation, biological process: glutathione biosynthetic process. The transcript is spliced from 6 exons. Gene Ontology annotation, molecular function: glutamate-cysteine ligase activity. The record is from RefSeq and is a predicted model, not a curated record. Bases 1 to 1506 code for a protein of 501 amino acids. Lineage: Eukaryota; Bigyra; Opalinata; Blastocystidae.